Chiroxiphia lanceolata (lance-tailed manakin) is the source of this 4499-nucleotide messenger RNA. It is a transcript of the gene NAP1L1, whose product is annotated as nucleosome assembly protein 1 like 1. Gene Ontology annotation, cellular component: nucleus; chromatin. The record is from RefSeq and is a predicted model, not a curated record. Gene Ontology annotation, molecular function: chromatin binding; histone binding. Bases 160 to 1341 code for a protein of 393 amino acids. The transcript is spliced from 15 exons. Lineage: Eukaryota; Metazoa; Chordata; Aves; Passeriformes; Pipridae. Gene Ontology annotation, biological process: nucleosome assembly.
CGGGGCGCGCGGGGGAGGGGGUUACGUGGUGACGUUAAUUCUAUAUGAGCGCGAGCGGCGGGAGCGCGGGUCCUUUCACCGCCGGCCGCGCGGCGCCUCCGACUCGCUGCUCCUGAGUCACCGGGCCCGCGGGCCGCGCAGUGUUUGAAAUCUAGCAGAAUGGCAGACAUAGACAACAAAGAACAGUCUGAACUUGAUCAGCAGGAUAUGGAAGAUGUUGAAGAAGUAGAAGAAGAAGAAACUGGUGAAGAUGCCAACAGCAAAGCUCGGCAGUUGACUGUGCAGAUGAUGCAAAAUCCUCAGAUUCUUGCAGCUCUUCAGGAAAGACUUGAUGGUCUGGUAGGAACAUCUGCAGGAUAUGUAGAAAGCUUGCCUAAAGUUGUUAAAAGACGUGUGAAUGCUCUCAAGAACCUUCAAGUUCAGUGUGCACAGAUAGAAGCAAAGUUCUAUGAGGAAGUUCAUGAGCUGGAAAGAAAAUAUGCUGCUCUCUAUCAGCCCUUAUUUGACAAGCGAAGUGAAAUCAUCAAUGCAAUUUAUGAACCUACAGAAGAAGAAUGUGAAUGGAAAGCAGAUAUUGAAGAAGAAAUUUCAGAGGAAAUGAAAGAGAAAGCCAAGCUUGAAGAAGAAAAAAAAGAUGAAGAAAAAGAAGACCCCAAAGGAAUUCCUGAGUUUUGGCUGACAGUUUUCAAGAAUGUGGACUUGCUCAGUGAUAUGGUGCAGGAACAUGAUGAACCUAUCCUGAAAUACUUAAAAGAUAUAAAAGUGAAAUUUUCAGAAGUUGGACAGCCUAUGAGUUUCACAUUAGAAUUCCAUUUUGAACCAAACGACUACUUCACAAAUGAAGUGUUGACAAAGACAUAUAGAAUGAGGUCAGAACCAGAUGAUUCUGAUCCCUUCUCCUUUGAUGGACCAGAAAUCAUGGGUUGUACAGGUUGUCAAAUAGACUGGAAAAAAGGAAAGAAUGUUACUUUGAAAACCAUUAAGAAGAAGCAGAAGCAUAAGGGCCGUGGAACAGUUAGAACUGUGACAAAAACUGUUUCCAAUGACUCUUUCUUCAACUUCUUUAGUCCUCCCGAAGUUCCUGAAAGUGGAGAUCUGGAUGAUGAUUCCGAGGCAAUCCUCGCUGCAGACUUUGAAAUAGGUCAUUUCUUGCGUGAACGUAUAGUCCCCCGAUCAGUACUGUACUUCACGGGAGAAGCUAUUGAAGAUGAUGAUGAUGACUAUGAUGAAGAAGGUGAAGAGGCAGAUGAUGAGGAGGGGGAAGAAGAAGCAGAUGAAGAAAAUGAUCCUGAUUAUGACCCAAAAAAGGAUCAAAACCCAGCAGAAUGCAAGCAGCAGUGAAGCAGUGUGUAUGUGGCCUUGAGGAUUACCUGCACUGUAAUAGCCUAAACACAACUAUUAGUUACUUACAGCCUUAUGUUUUGUAUCUUGGUAGAAUUAAGUAACCAAUUUGUUAAAAAAAGAAAUCAAACACAUAAGAACCAGUUUAAAAUGUAGGUUCAGUCUACCUAGCAUUUUAACAGUAUAAUUUUCUGCCAAUAUGUAGAAUGCAGUAAAUUCCCUAAAGCAUGAAUGUUAAUUCAUUGCUACGUAGUUUGGUUCUUGUGAAGUCUUUGUCAUGUAGCUAUUAGACUGCAGCUGUGAAGAUUAUCAGAACUGUUAACUGAGACCAAUAUUUGUUUAGAGAAAACUCUCUCCUGAAGAACCAACCAAAGUAUUUUUCAGCCCAGUAGUCUGAACGGGUUUAAGUCUGCUUGCACUAGCUGUGCCUUCAUUACUUUGUUAUAGAAAUGGCAGUGACUUGUACUAACUAGGAGAUGAUGAUGCAUUUUGAAUUUGACUACUUGAGAAGACUAGUAUAACUUGUUUAAUUUCCAAUGAGACCACAAUUAAACAUUCAUAACUGUCAGCUUGUUUAUGCUAUGGGUUUUGUAUUUUAUGUGACACAGUGAUCUACAAAAGAAACCUAGUCAUCAUAUUAAGGUUAUUGUUUACCACUGGGGUGUGAAUAAAACCUAGUAUUUUCAGAAGCUAGUCUUGUUUUAUUAUGUUUGUAUCUGCAUGUGUAAACUGGUAAGAUGUAUCUUACAUGCUGCAGUUCAUGUUUUACUUGAAACAAACGUUGAUAAUUACUGACAAGUAAAUUAUAUAGCAUUUGAAAAACAAACACAAGAGUUUGGAAAGUUUGAUCAGUACUUUCCAUUUGCAGUGUGAUACUUGUGAAUCUGAGCUAGAUGUUCCAGUGAUUGGUCCACACUGCCAUUUUAGAGAAGACAAGUCCUUAGAAAUGGGGCUAGAUCUGAUAAAGGACUUCGGUAUUGCCAUGCCUGACUUUAAGGCAUUGCAUGUUAGUAUGAAAUCUGAAGCAAAGUGCCUUGGAUUUUCAGUCUGUGUAGAACAGAGCGAUGUUGUACUGAACAAAACCUACCCUGCAGCCGAAGGGAGUGCUAGAACACUUAGCUCUAUUCUAGUUUGUCCUCACUGUAUCAUCUAUGGAGGAGGAAACAAACCGAAAAGAAUUCCUCUUUCUUCACCUAAUGUUCUGUUCAUGUGCUUGUGUUGGCACAUUCUGGUUCAUACUUUUGUCCAUAUUGGAUGUUUAUUCUCAGUUGAAACACAUGGGCUAGAAGACCUUUCUCGUUCUAACCUUACCUCUAGCCUAUUAGUGGAGGUGCUGGAUGAUGCUGGAGAUGUAGAUUUGAACUCACUCAGCUGAAGGAGACUGUGAACUUAUGUAUGCUGAGUUUUCCCAGUCAGUAGCAUGCUCCUAUACUCUGUGCAGUCUUGUCCUUCACAGAUAACUAUAUCAGUUCUGAUCUUCUAAACAAGUAGUUAGAGAGCUUUUUUGGGCAUAGAAGGGUCCUUGUAGGAUUGGAAAGAAAUGUCCAGCUAUCUGUGGAUUUAUUUCUGCAGUAGCUACUUUUUUUUUUUUUUUUUUGUGCCACUCCUAUGCUGACUUAGUUUGGAAGAGCAGGGCAAGCAGGAGUCAAUAACAUGAGGAUAGGGCUGGUAGAAGAGUUUCUCUAGCGUGUCUCUUGCUUGGAGGGUAAGUAGUGCAGAAUGAACCUUAUCCCAAGUGCCCUUGUGAAUCAUCAGGCCCCCUGAGAGGAUGUGGGUCUAGUGUCCUCUGACUAAACUGUUUUUUGUUUUAUUUGUUCUUAUUUUUAAUGCCUUGAAGGUUUAAAUAUCACACAACUUCAUUUCAGAAUCCCUGUCAGGCUUUGUCCCUCUCAGGAUAUCCAUGGAUUUGGGAAAAGGAGCUCAUGUUAUCUAUAGCUGUAUAUAAAACAGGACUGUUGAAGCUGUGAUCUUGGGUGUUUUUUAGGUAACACAUAGAUCAUAGCAUAGAAAAACACAGUUAUGAAAGGUUAACAAUCGUUCUCUAGUAGCUGUGUGUUAAAGUAGGUGUGGUUGUGUUCUUGUGAUACCAGAAUAUGCAUGUCCUUUGAGGCAGUGACCCUGCCAGGUGUUUGGGUUUCACGUGGUCUCUUUGCUGAGCAUCUCCCAGGUUUAAGUUUAAACUUUAGGGCAUGUGGAGACCAAACUAAUGGCAUGUUAUGAGCUUGAGCAGUCAUUAAUAUGGGGCUUUGGGAUUCAUACUUCUGGACAUACAAAGUCUCUGAAGUCCUUACUUAGAUCUAGCCCAUUUUUGCUAACAGCAUCUGGAAUCUGUAUCUUAAAAAGCAAAUUGUCUAAGUUUCAAAAUUCACUGUGCGUAACAAAUUUGGCUUGUUCUUUGAUUGCUUUCUCGUUUAACAUCUUCAUAACAUACAAUGGGAUACAAUAUUUGGAAAGGGGAGUUUACAUGUCAAGGCACACCUGCAGCCUGCAAGAUCCAGGGCCAUGAAUCCAUCUUUAUUGACAGAUUUUGGUAAGCUUCUCUCUGGAUUGACUUGCUAGUUCUAAAGCAGCAGUUCUUGUGGUCUCCAGACUGCAGCAAAAGGAAGGAUAAAAUAUAAAUAAGGUGCCAUUUCUUAUGGCAUUGGUUAAAUAAAAACUUCUGGUGCUUAACAUAGUUUUGUUAUCAACGACACUGUUGUUUAGCAGUUCUGAAAGGCAGUAUGUAGCAGGAACAUUAAACUUUCAACAUUGAUUAUAGUGUUAUGACUCAUUCUUUUCACAUAGAGCAUGUCCUCAUUUAGUAUUUGAGAAGGAUAAGUUACCAUGUUAAGAAGUUCAUGCUAGGAAAAUGUGUCACUGAAAUGGAAUUUCUUGGGCUGUAGUUGCAGUACCACACCAAAGUUUAGCAUCUGUGUAAAUGGUGUCUUCUGUCCAGUUUUGGUUGCUGUAUCAAAGGGUGAAUUAUCUUGAAGAAAAGUGGGAGGUUGGUGAGGGAAGAGGUAGGAGAAUUUAAUGAGACUUGAAUGACAGUGAAGUGUGCUCAGAGUUUAUACUUGAUGGAGAGGGGAUGGUUCUUCAUAAUUCUAUACUUUUAGCAAUCUAGAUUAGAUUACAUUACCGCUAAAGAGUUUGCCUGUCUGAUAAAAUUUUGGUUGUGU